Torulaspora delbrueckii is the source of this 384-nucleotide messenger RNA. RefSeq names its product 60S ribosomal protein uL24 (gene RPL26A). NCBI's taxonomy places the organism in Eukaryota, Fungi, Ascomycota, Saccharomycetes, Saccharomycetales, Saccharomycetaceae. The transcript is spliced from 2 exons. Gene Ontology annotation, cellular component: cytosolic large ribosomal subunit. Gene Ontology annotation, biological process: cytoplasmic translation; ribosomal large subunit biogenesis. The record is from RefSeq and is a predicted model, not a curated record. Gene Ontology annotation, molecular function: RNA binding; structural constituent of ribosome. The coding region runs from base 1 to 384 and encodes 127 amino acids.
AUGGCUAAGCAAUCUCUAGACGUUUCCUCUGACAGAAGAAAGGCCAGAAAGGCUUACUUCACUGCUCCAUCUUCACAACGUCGUUUCUUGUUGUCUGCUCCUCUAUCCAAGGAGUUGAGAGCUCAAUACGGUGUCAAGUCUUUGCCAAUCAGAAGAGAUGACGAAAUUUUGGUCACCCGUGGUUCUAACAAGGGUCAAGAAGGUAAGAUCUCCUCCGUUUACAGAUUGAAAUUCGCCAUCCAAGUUGACAAGGUCACCAAGGAAAAGUCAAACGGUGCUUCCGUUCAACUAAACCUUCACCCAUCUAAGGUCGUCAUCACCAAAUUGCAUUUGGACAAGGACAGAAAGGCUUUGAUCGAAAGAAAAGGUGGUAAGUUGGAAUAA